Messenger RNA from Cyprinus carpio (common carp), 1257 nucleotides. RefSeq lists its product as uncharacterized. Lineage: Eukaryota; Metazoa; Chordata; Actinopteri; Cypriniformes; Cyprinidae. The record is from RefSeq and is a predicted model, not a curated record.
AGUACCAGAGAACGUGAUCUGUGAUCAAGUGAUCAGAACCAGAAUAUAAAGAGAAGAGGGACUGCAAGCUAGCAAGAAUUUAUUUUCCACUUUCAUUCACUGACCAGCAGGUGGCGCUAUAUAAACCUAAAUCACCAAUCAUCUUGUAAUCGCUGGCUAAAUUAAUCGCUAAAUUAAUAGUGUUUUGCAAGGGAAAAAAACAGCCAAAGAACCUUACAUACAGUAUACCUUUUUCAUGUGAAAAUUUAUAUUUUGGAAGACUUCCAAUAGGGGUAGAUUUGGUAUCCUUUUUUCUGUUUUUUUUUUUCCUGUCUAUAAACAGAAAGUGAAAGACGCAGGACUUUUGGUAUUCCCCUUCGAUCUGUUCUCACGGGAAAUGAGUACUAACAUGUUGUGUCUCUUCUAAUAAAGAAGUGCUUAGAAUAGUGUGCUGGUGUCCAGUUUGUCCAUCUGUGGAGGAUUUGAGCCAUGAAUGUUCCAAAGUGUCCCAGUUGUCAUCAGUCUAAUGUCGGAGUUUUGGAUGGUCAGUGUGCAGUCUGCAGAUCUUGCUCUGAUGUGAAGAGGUCUGUGUUUCGUUUCUGCAUGGCAUGUCAGAGAGAGUGGCCACGCAGUGCUCCGAUCACCAGUUCCUGCACACUGCCGAACUGUGCGCUCCGUGCUGCCCUCCUCAGCGACACAAAAAUCACUGACCCACACAGCUCGGCAAGAGGAUGUCCAUACUUCAGGGCCUGUCCAGGGUGCAAGACCCUGCUUACACACAACGGAAAAGGCUGUCCCAACAUCAUCUGCCCUCAGUGUAACACACACCUCUGCUUCCGCUGCCUCCGUGAGUUUUGCCCCGGGAUACAGAAUAUUGAAACCCUUGGGUUUCUUACCCAUCGACUGUAUUUAUUUCAAGAUAAUGAUAUAAUUCCAUGCAGAAUUGUGGACAACAAACAGAGUCUCACUGUUUUAGGACUGUAAUGAAAACAAUUUGACUAUAAAAACUCAUAAAUGGCAGAACACUAAAACCUACCUACAUUAUAAUGAAAUAUGGCCAGCUAAGGCCAACCCUGUGUGUGAUUUAUAAUGGAAUAUAAAUUUAUAUGUUAAGCUUGUUAUUGUAAAUUCUUGUACAUUUUCAGAAAAAGGUACUGUAACAGUAAUUCACUGAUUAAUGAAUGAAGCCUGCAUGAAAUGAUUCAUUUUUUUUUCCAAAUCUGAAAUGCUGAUUACAUUAUAUUGCAUAAUAUCAAUAAACAUCUUUAAAACCCUUAA